CGCUGGUUGCCUAACCUGCGGAACGGAAGAGUUGUCAAAAAAUGUAAAGUUCCGUGGAUGUUCCAGUUUCUUGUGAAAAAAAGACAAAGGCCCAGGAAUUUUCCCGUUUUCCGACACAAACGAUGCAGAGUUUCCCGAAAACGUCGUCGAGGAAGCGAUAAAACGGCCCCACGGUGCCCCAGGUCUAAAUAAAAUGGUGCAGUUACACCUCCUCUCCGCGCACAGAGGGAAAACAAUGUGAUUGUGUUAUCGCGGUCCGAAAAAGGGAUCUUUCAGAUGAAGUAGGUCUGACCCAGUGCCAAUAAUACUAAUAAAAUCGUGUUCUUAUUUAUUUCGUAAUACAGCGAGUUCGUUAAUUCGUAUCAGUGCAAUACAGUUUGUCUGAUAACUUUCCUAUGUGCGAGUUGAGUGUUGAGUUUAACUUAUCGGUGAGCUCCAGGUGCUUUUAUGGGGGUCUGUGUUAGUUGCAGGAAAUCCAAGAACAAGACGUAUAGAGGUAGGCACUUAGACGUUGGACGAUUAUGUGCAUCUAACCUCAAAGGUUUUCAAUGUUAUUUUUUGGCCAAAGGUAACUGCACCAGCCUAAACAAGAACAACCCCAAGGAAUUCAUUGGGUUCCUUCCUAGUACAAAAACCGCAAAGGGGACGACCCCGUUAGACAAAAAUGAUUCUAGAGAGGAGUCAAGCUGCCUGAACAGGCAGUCCAUGGACAGUCAGAGUACCUUGGAGACUAUGACUGCCUCAUUUCCGAACAUGAACUUUACCAAUCCCAUUAAAAACAUUGUUAGUAAGAAACGCAACAGGUAUAAGCAGGACGGGUUCAAUUUGGAUCUUACUUAUAUCACCGAUAGCAUCAUAGCGAUGGGCUAUCCUGCUUCUAAUAUCGAAAGUGUUUAUAGGAACAAUAUCGAGGACGUCGUGAAGUUUUUAGAUCAAAAACACCCCAAGCACUACAUGAUUUACAAUUUGUGUUCGGAGAGGAGUUACGAUAAAGCCAAGUUCCAUAAUAUGGUGAAGGAUUUCCCGUUUGAUGACCACAGUCCCCCCAUGAUCGAGUCUGUGGAGCCAUUUUGUCAGAACGUUCAAGAUUGGCUGGACAAAGACUCAAAGAAUGUGGUCGUGGUGCAUUGCAAAGCCGGAAAAGGGAGAACCGGCACUAUGAUUUGCUGUUACUUAUUGCAUAGUAAAAAGUGCCACACGGCACAACAAGCUUUGGAACUUUAUGGUGAUAAACGGACUCAAGACACAAAAGGGGUUACGAUCCCUAGCCAAGUGCGUUACGUGAACUACUACGAACAAUUGGUAAACAAACGCGUCCACUACGUCCCCACCACGUUAUACAUCAAAGAGUUCAUCUUUGAGCCGGUGCCGACGUUCAUCGGAGGCCCGGGCAAUUUGUCCUUUACCGUAUCCGAGUCGUUUCCCGGGGAAAAACUCACCCAAAAGUACAAAAGCGAACCGCACAAGAUCCCGUUGAACAACAGUCAACAACAGCAGGAGCAACUCGGUCAGUUCUCGAUCAAGUUGGACCGUUGUUUCGCCCUCAGCGGCGACGUCAAGAUCGAGUUCUACAAUAAAAUCAUGAUCAGACGGAAGGAGAAACUGUUUCACUUCUGGUUCAACACGUUUUUCGUGAGCGGCAGCACCGCGACGGCCGCGAAGGAGGUGAAAAACGGGUUCGGGACCGACGGCGAGGGCGGCUGCUAUCACAUGACCUUCAGGAAAAACGAACUGGACAAGCUGAACAAGCGGGACAAGCAACAUAAGAUUUUUAGUGAGAAUUUUAAGCUGACGAUGGUGGUGCAAAUAAUCGCGACGCGCAAAGAGAAAAAGGAGGCGGCGCCGCCGGCGGUGCGGACGCACCCGCCCCCGGACACGACGACGACGACCCCUUGCGGCAGUUCGGCGGGUUCGUCUGACGAGGAGGACGAAGACGACGAAUCCGACGAGGAGGAGGAGGAAGACGAGGACGAGGACGACGACGACGAGGACUGGGAAUCGGGUUAAAUUCGCAAAAAAAAAUUAUAUAUAUGUACAGGGGGCCGAUUAAUAAAUAUAUUUUUUUUUUUAAUUUGUAAUAAAAAUCGCGUUGGCGCAGGAGGCUAUAUGUUCUAUGUACUAUUACUACUACUAUUAUUAUUAAUAAAUUAGUUGCGUUGGGUCCCUGUAUAUAAUGUACGUGUCAAAAACAACAAUGACGACCUAUACACGAGGUCUCUUAAAAACUGUUACGCAAUUGAAUUCUUCUUGUGAUAAGGUGAAUUAUUAUUAGUGUGUAGUUUUGAUGUAUUUUCUCACAGGAAAUAUAUACGGGGUGAGCGUUAGAACCUUGGAACAGCAAUUAAUUCGGCCCACACAAAUAUAGUUUUUUUUUUUACCUUAAAUAAAUUACAUGGCUGUAUAUGUAUUAUUUACUAAUAUAAUUUGUGUAAGCGUCGUAUCCUUUUGUCGUUUUGCCAUCCCUGUAUAAUAAUUUAUAUAUAUAUAUAAAUAGUAAUAAAUGCAAAACAGUCUUGUAGAUUAUUACCCUGUAAAGUUUUUAUAUAUUAAGGAUUUAAUGUUAGUUAUUCCUUGUGAUAAGUAAGUUUUAGAUAGUGAGGAGGUUUUUUUUCUUAAGUAUAAGCGAGAGAGGACUUAUACAUACAUAGAGGCCAUUGGUUAAAAAAAAAACGAUUAUCCCCCAAAAAAGUGACGUACAAGGUGUCCCGAUUUAAAUUCGGUACCACCACCACCACCUCAUUUACCCAGUGAAACAAUAUACACGGGGUGGCCCCUACAUAAUUAAGGGACGUCCUGUACAACUUUUUCGGCGAUAAUCACGUAAUUUAUUUUUAGAUCUGAAUGUACCCAAUGACUACUUAAACGGAUCCGAAUACGGAUUUGAAUAAAAACAUGUUUGAAUAAAA
Messenger RNA from Anthonomus grandis grandis, 2906 nucleotides. Its product is annotated as phosphatidylinositol 3,4,5-trisphosphate 3-phosphatase and dual-specificity protein phosphatase PTEN-like. Lineage: Eukaryota; Metazoa; Arthropoda; Insecta; Coleoptera; Curculionidae. Gene Ontology annotation, biological process: phosphatidylinositol dephosphorylation; regulation of phosphatidylinositol 3-kinase/protein kinase B signal transduction; negative regulation of cell population proliferation. Bases 448 to 2007 code for a protein of 519 amino acids. Gene Ontology annotation, cellular component: cell projection; cytosol; plasma membrane. The transcript has 6 exons. The record is from RefSeq and is a predicted model, not a curated record. Gene Ontology annotation, molecular function: phosphatidylinositol-3,4,5-trisphosphate 3-phosphatase activity; protein tyrosine/serine/threonine phosphatase activity; protein tyrosine phosphatase activity.